AUGAUCGGUUCGUUGCUUCGAACCGCGAUGGCGGGAAUCUCGCUCAAGCGGGUGUUCUACACCGUCCUCGUUAUAGGAUUCGUCGUUGUGGGCCUUGUCGCAAUCAACGUCGAACAGCUGCUCAAGAGCUUUCUCCUGUGGCUCAAGAACGACGUGGGCGUGUGGGGUCCCGUCAUCAUGUACGUGCCGCUACUCCCUACUUCUCCUCCUGACGAUGUCGUCCUGGGCGGGGGGUACGUGUUCGGGCUGCUCGUGGGCUUCGUGGCGGACUCGCUCGGCUCCACGGCCGGCGCCACCGCCGCCUUCCUCGUUGGCAAAACCCCCUCCCUUGUUUCCACGGCGGGCGCCACCGCCGCCUUCCUCGUCGGCAAAACCGUGCGUCCCGCGCUGCCGGUACUUGCUGACAUCCCAUCCCCGCCGCCUAUCGUUGUUCAGAAUCGAUUGUUCCCACAGCCCCUCUCUAGCUUCCACGGCCCUCUCUCUUGCGUCCGUGCUUCCUCCAUGUCUACCUCGCCCGUAGCCGGCUCGUUUGGCAACACCCGUGUCUCGCCAGCCCACCACUUCCCCACACCCAUCCUAUGCUUCACGCCCCACCCGUUCCCGACACUCCACCCGUUCCCGCUAACCCUCCCAUGCCCGCCCGCCCGCCCACGGCCUCGUGCGGUGCAGAUCGGGCGCUCAUACGUGUCGGCGAAGCUCAAGGAGUACCCGCAGUUCCAACCAGUCGCGCACGCCAUCUCCAAAUCCGUUUCUCGGCCUCCUCUCUCCCUAUUUCCUGCAAACUAUCUCGCCCCCUAUAAUCCGCUCCCUCCCCCCUUCACGCUCCCCCGCCCCCUCAUGCUCCCCCGCCCCCUCAUUCUCCCCCGCUCCCUCAUUCUCCCCCGCUCCCUCAUGCUCCCCCGCCCCCUCAUUCUCCCCCGCCCCCUCAUUCUCCCCCGCCCCCUCAUUCUCCCCCGCCCCCUCAUUCUCCCCCGCUCCCUCAUGCUCCCCCGCCCCCUCAUGCUCCCCCGCCCCCUCAUUCUCCCCCGCUCCCUCAUGCUCCCCCGCCCCCUCAUGCUCCCCCGCCCCCUCAUUCUCCCCCGCUCCCUCAUGCUCCCCCUCCUCAUCACGCUCCCCCGCCUCCCUCAUUUCCCCCGCGCCUGGCAACAUCACAUAUCGUGCUCCCGUUCUGCAUCUGCUCCCGCGCCCCCUCAUCCUCCCGCGCCCCCUCAUCCUCCCGCGCCCCCUCAUCCUCCCGCGCCCCCUCAUCCUCCCUCGCCCCCUCAUUCUCCCCGUCUCGUCCCCCUCACAGAUCGUGCUGCUGCUGCGGCUGGUGCCCAUCCUGCCAUUCAACGUGAUGAACUAUGUGCUCUCCGUCACGCCCAUCAGCCUCUCCUCCUACGUCCUCGCCUCCUGGAUCGGCAUGAUGGCAUGAGGAUCAGUGUCUAUCCCUUGCCUCUCCCCUCCCCUCCCUUGCCUCUCCGCCUCCCCUCCCUUGCCUCUCCCGCUCCCCUCCCUUGCCUCUCCGCCUCCCCUCCCUUGCCUCUCCCGCUCCCCUCCCUUGCCUCUCCCGCUCCCCUCCCUUGCCUCUCCCUCUCCCCUCCCUUGCCUCCUCUGCCUUCCUCCUUCAACCCCCACAGCCCAUCACCUUCACCUUCGUGUAUCCGAGCACCACCAUCAAAGUCGUAUUCUCCCUUGUCUCUCCUCCCCUCCCCGCCCUUGGCUCGGCAGCCCAUCACCUUCACCUUCGUGUAUCUGGGCACCACCAUUAAAGACAUUUCGGAAAUCGGCUCCCCGGGAGCUGCUGGGGCAUCGCAAUGGACGCACCUGUACUAUCCCACCAUCUACCCCCAAGUCUUGCUGCAUGUGGCAUCUAGCCCCAUUUUCCCUUACCUGUGCCUGCAACUCACUCUCCCCUGUAUGCCCCCCUUCCCUGCCUCCCCCCUUCCCUGCCUCUCCCCCCUUCCCUACCUCCCUUUUUCUCUCUCCUUUUGUCCCUCUGUGAUGGUGCAUCUGCAGUGGAUGCUUGGGGCCGGCCUUGCUGUCACAAGUGAGUGA
This is a messenger RNA of Closterium sp. NIES-65, 2037 nucleotides long. The record is from the annotation of a GenBank genome assembly. NCBI's taxonomy places the organism in Eukaryota, Viridiplantae, Streptophyta, Zygnematophyceae, Desmidiales, Closteriaceae.